Messenger RNA from Paracoccidioides lutzii Pb01, 771 nucleotides. RefSeq lists its product as hypothetical. The transcript has a single exon. Gene Ontology annotation, cellular component: endoplasmic reticulum; membrane. Bases 1 to 771 code for a protein of 256 amino acids. Gene Ontology annotation, biological process: sterol metabolic process. Gene Ontology annotation, molecular function: cholestenol delta-isomerase activity. The record is from RefSeq and is a predicted model, not a curated record.
AUGUCCACCCUCACCACCAGCGGCAGCUUCACCACCGACGUCCCCACCAUCCUCUGUCUAACCAUGACUCUCUCCCUCCUCCCCUUCGCCGGCCUCCUUACCAUCUUCCUCAUUCCAUCAACCAGUGCCAAAUACCACCGCAUCCUCUUCUGUUGGCACGCUUAUGACGCGCUCACCCAUUUCGUUGUUGAGGGCUCCUUCCUCUACAACUGCUUCUUCUCGUACACGACAAUCGACAGCGCCACCGCAAGGCAUAUCCGCAAUCCCCCCUUCCUCAACCACCCGCAGCGCCUGUAUGGAGCGGCGUACGGCACGGGUCCUAUGGCUCGUUUGUGGCAAGAAUACGGGAAAGCGGAUAAAAGGUGGUUGGGGGCGGAUGCAGCCAUUAUUUCCCUGGAGCUUCUUACCGUUUUUCUGGGCGGGCCGGCGGCGACGUAUAUUUGCUAUCUUGUCUACAAAUCAUCUUCUUCCUCUUCAUUGUCGACGGCGCAAAGGGCAAAGUGCCAGUUUCAGAUGUGGUUCGUGGCGGUCGGACUGGCGGUUGCAGAGCUGUAUGGUGGAUUCAUGACGUUUGCGCCGGAGUGGUUGACCGGGAGUCAGUCGUUGAAUACGGGCGAUCCGAUGUUUCUAUGGCUUUACCUGGUGUUUUUCAACAUUUUGUGGGUGUUCUUGCCGAUAUGGGUGUUAAAGCAAGGGUGGGAAGAAAUCAAGGGGCAGGUUGUUGGUGCUGCGUUAUCCGGAAAGAAGGGGACUUCCAAGAAGGAAUUGUAG